AUGGCGGACAAUCUUCUCCUCCAAGAGGGAGAAGGCGCUACAGCAGCUGAAGGUAACCGUAGCCACCACUCUAAUUCUCCUUCUCCCAACGAAGACAAAGUGAUCAACGGUGCAGAUUUCAUCAGCUCUUUACCGGACGCGAUCCUCCAUGUUAUCUUGUCCUUUGUUCCGACUAAGUUCGCCAUCAGAACCUCUACACUGUCCACGCGUUGGAAGCAUGUAUGGUGCGGCACACCUUCUCUCUCCAUCGAUUUCCUUAGGAGAAAGCGUAACGCGAUCAUGGAAACCUUAACUCGCCACUACUCUGCUCUCAGAAUCACGAGUUCCCAUCUAUGUAUCAGCGAUGAGGUCAACAGUGAGGAAGGUGUAUGCGUAGAGUCCUUUAUUCUACCAACUGCAACCAAAUCCCCGGUUGAUAGCUUGAUCGAGUUUGGCAUUUCGGAGAAGAUGUCUCUGGAGUUCCGUGAUCCUUGCUUUGGGAACUAUGAAUUUCCUGAUCUCUUUUUCACCAAUUCCUCUUUAACGCAACUCUCCGUAGACAGGGGAAAUUUCGCAACCGUUCAAAACAUCUCUUGGACGUCUCUAAGGAUCCUAUUUCUGAGUUUCUGCAAACUUUCCGAUGAAUCAUUUACUAAGAUCCUGUCUGGUUCUCCACUGCUCGAAAGCUUGAUGUUGCAUGACUGUCUGAAUCUUGAGCAUCUUGAUCUUAGCGGAUCUCUGCACUUAAGGAGAUUGGAUAUAGAGAUUCAGGGACCAAUGCCGAGACCAAUGCAGCUUGUGGCACCACAUGUCCAUUGUUUGAAACUGAAUCACACUUUUUAUCAAUGUGGUUUGAUCUUAUCACUUGCUGAGGCCUGUAAUCUUCCUUUUCCGACACUCAAAGUGGAAGUUUUAACUGUUAAAGCUGUGGUUGAUGUUGCGUCUAUUAUUCCUGGUAUAGCUAAACUGUUACAAAACUCGCCAAGUUUGAAGAAGGCUAAACUUGACAUUGUCGAUUCCUUCAUCAUUCCGGAUGAUUUACUUAGGAUGUAUCUGUCGAACAGAGGCGAUGUGAAUAUGAAUCAAAUCUGGAAACCGAAAUCUUGGGUGAUUCCUUGGCUGUUUCCAACUUCUGAGGCAGAACCUAUGAGGUUCAUGCGAUUUCUACUGGCAGACAUUAUAAGAGAAUGA
Messenger RNA from Microthlaspi erraticum, 1170 nucleotides. The record is from the annotation of a GenBank genome assembly. Lineage: Eukaryota; Viridiplantae; Streptophyta; Magnoliopsida; Brassicales; Brassicaceae.